Messenger RNA from Oncorhynchus kisutch (coho salmon), 859 nucleotides. RefSeq names its product GTPase IMAP family member 9. The transcript has 3 exons. Gene Ontology annotation, molecular function: GTP binding. The coding region runs from base 161 to 859 and encodes 232 amino acids. The record is from RefSeq and is a predicted model, not a curated record. NCBI's taxonomy places the organism in Eukaryota, Metazoa, Chordata, Actinopteri, Salmoniformes, Salmonidae.
GAGAGAGAGAUGAGAGAUGCUAAGCAGCAACGCCUUUGUGUAUAGUUUAUAAUACAUCUAUUACCUCAGCAGUCCAAGACUGGUAAUAAUCAGAUUCUACAGCGGAACUUGCUGGACUAUUUCAGCUAUUUUCAUCAUUUUCAUCUGACAACAAGACAAGAUGUCGGCAACAUGCAGCAAAGAUUCCACCAACAUGAGGAUAGUUCUGCUGGGUACGCCUGGAGCAGGGAAGAGUGCAACAGGAAACACCAUCCUGGGGAGAGAGGUGUUCAGAGAGGAGACUGGAGCAGGGAAGAGUGUGUUGGGGGAAAGAGAGGUGGAGGGGAGGAGCAUCACUGUGAUUGACACUCCUGGUAUUUACAGUACAACACUGACUGAAGAACAACUGAAUGAGGAAAUUAAAAGGUGCAUCUCUCUCUCUUCUCCAGGCCCCCAUGUGUUCCUUCUGGUUAUCAGGCUGGAGACAUUCACACAGGAAGACAGGGAUGCUUUGUCAUGGAUCCAGAAAAACUUUGGUGAGGAGGCCUUGAGUUACACCAUGGUCUUAUUCACCGGAAGAGAAAAACUAACCAGGAAGCAAUGGGAUGACUUUGAGAGGACUGAAACAACUAAACAACCAAUCAGUGUGUGUGGAGAAAGGUAUUAUGCCCUCAACAGUAAGCCAGAGGUCUACACCACUCAGGUCACAGAGCUGCUGAGGAAGAUAGAAGAGAUGGUGGAGAGGAAUGGAGGUGGUCACUACCUAGAGGAGAGGUACCAGGAGGCUCAGAGAAAGAUCAGAGAGGAGCAGGAGAGGGAGAAGAAAAUAGAGGAGAGCCAGUGGUUCUCAGCGGCAGUGAAGAGAUUAGAACUGGGAUAA